GUCUCGACUGAAGGAUCACAGGAGUGUCCGGCGGAAGGAGAAGCGAGCACAGCUAGAAUUCAUGCCUUGGCAUCAACACUCAGGCCAUGGAAAUAACACUGAAGGGUUUUCCCAUGAAGGUUGUCAAUAUUCCAUGGAGGAACAACAACCUGAGUAAUUUGCAUUCAGAGCCUCCGCUGUCCGAACAUGGAGAGACUAUUAUUGGAAUCUACCUGCUGAUCUUAGGAUGGCUGUCCUGGUUCGGAAACAGUCUUGUGUUGUUUGUCUUGUACCGACAAAGAGCUUCUCUACAACCUACAGAUUUCCUCACUUUAAAUCUCGCCAUUUCGGAUGCCAGCAUCUCAGUAUUUGGCUACUCUCGAGGGAUUUUGGAAAUAUUUAACAUUUUCAAGGAUGAUGGUUUUAUAAUCUCCUGGAUUUGGACCUGUCAGGUGGAUGGCUUCUUUACUUUGCUGUUUGGCUUAGCGAGCAUCAACACCUUGACCGUAAUCAGUGUCACCAGAUACAUCAAAGGAUGCCACCCCAACAAAGGAUACUGCAUCAGCAUGAAUACCAUUGCAAUAUCGCUGAUCUGCAUUUGGACCGGAGCAGCUUUUUGGUCGACGGCACCAGUGCUGGGCUGGGGCAGUUACACAGAUCGAGGAUAUGGAACCUGUGAAGUUGACUGGUCCAAAGCUAAUUACUCCACUAUUCACAAGUCUUACAUCAUCUCCAUUCUCAUCUUUUGCUUCUUCAUCCCUGUGAUGAUCAUGCUGUCCUCCUACGUUUCAAUCAUCAACACUGUCAAAAGCACUAACGCCAUGUCCGCCGAGGGUUACCUCACCGCCCGUCAAAGAAAGGUGGAGAGGGACGUCACAAGGAUUUCCAUUGUAAUUUGCACAGCUUUCAUCAUGGCCUGGUCACCGUACGCGGUGGUGUCCAUGUGGUCUGCCUGGGGUUUCCACGUGCCAAGCACAACCAGCAUCAUCACCCGUCUCUUUGCCAAAUCAGCCAGCUUCUACAACCCGCUCAUCUAUUUCGGCAUGAGCUCCAAAUUUCGCAAGGAUGUGUGCAACCUCCUACCGUGCGCGGGGGAAAACAGGGAUGUGAUCCGUCUGCAACGUUUUAAAAACAUCAAGCUUAAGGCUGAGGCGAAGCCCCCACCCGCUCCACUUCCUGUCCAGGUACUGGAGGCCAAAUACACAGUGAAAGAAGAGAUGCAGUUCAAUCCUGACAGUGACUCAGGAGUAAAUAGUCCGCCACGAACUCCUCCAUUUCACCCGCAAGAGAUCUACCAUAUUGAUUUGCCCUCACAUAUCGAAACAUCCGAGUACUGCUGCGACAGACUUUAAAAACUGAGACAAUCUACUUGAACCCAUACUUGAAUUAUAAAGGGAAGAUUACGAGAGAAUUUUUUAUUUUUUUGCUCCCGCCCAUCGUAAAAGGACGUAAAAUGCAUUAUUACUUUCAAUAAAUUAUUUUCUGUGUCUGAACGGUUAUGCUGUGUUGUCUUUAAUCCUUAUAACUAUGAUUCAGUCUAAUCUGGAGUCAUACUUGCGCAAUAUGGACAUAGGUAACAUCUGGAAACGGUCUCCAACUCAUCCCAAGUAUGUGAUGGCACUCACGUACACGGUGCCUCUGGCUCCUCAUGCUAUCGUACUUCCUACAUCCCACACUCUCAGAGGGAUGCCAGACUGUGUGGGUAUGGUGUCUGCAGCACAGAAAAGCUUUUAUUAACAUUGGUAUUUGUUGGACAACGGUCCAGUCUUGUGAUCUCCAUCUAAAACAAUAUCAAAUAUUAUUAUUAUUUUUUUAAAUUUAAUAUAUAUUUGAAAAUCAAAACUUGGUUUACCUCAUGGAAUGUUUUAGACAGGAAUCUCAAACUUGCGGGCCAGUAUUUUGUAGCUCCCGCGUUGAUAUCUGGAUAUUUAUAUUAAGGACCUGUUUUGUUUAUGAAUCGCAACAAGCUAGCAUAGUUCAGUCUAAUGUCAGUUUUCAGCAAUGUUUAUCAUCCUGUUAGCCAAAGUCAAACUGUUUAGAGACGUAAAAAUCCUCUUUGUAGAAUAUCUUAAAAGCAAUUCAAUUCAAUUCUGUCAAUCUUGUAUCAUUGAAUCAACGUCACUUUUGCACCCUCAUUUAAUGUUGUGUCAACGCUGAACUCUUUACAAAACCUAAAGUCAUUUCGAUUAUUAAUAAUAUUGGAACAACGCUAAAUCAAUGCUAUGUUUUCGAUAGGGCUGUCAACAUUAUCGCGAUAACGCGCGGUAAUUAAUUUUUUAAAUUAAUCACAUUAAAAUAUUUGACGCAAUUAACGCAUAUGUCCCGCACAGACAGUAUUCUGCCUUUUGGUAAGUUUUACAGCAAGGCUUUUUGUGCUGUCUAACAGCGAACUCUUGUGGUCGCUUUGCGACAUGGUUUAUUGUGUUCUUGCCAGUUCAAUAUGGCUGCACGACGUCUCGGGCUGACGCCUACGUUGUAAUAUUGUGCUUAUAUGAUCCUUGGACAAGAUUUGUCCG
This is a messenger RNA of Corythoichthys intestinalis (scribbled pipefish), 2495 nucleotides long. Its product is annotated as opsin-5-like. Gene Ontology annotation, molecular function: G protein-coupled photoreceptor activity. Gene Ontology annotation, biological process: G protein-coupled receptor signaling pathway; phototransduction; cellular response to light stimulus. Bases 87 to 1331 code for a protein of 414 amino acids. The transcript has 6 exons. The record is from RefSeq and is a predicted model, not a curated record. NCBI's taxonomy places the organism in Eukaryota, Metazoa, Chordata, Actinopteri, Syngnathiformes, Syngnathidae. Gene Ontology annotation, cellular component: plasma membrane.